AUGGGAAACUUUGGAGCAUGUAGCUGCGAACGCUACGUUGUUAGGUCCAAGCGAACAAUAUCAGUUGCUCUUCUCGCCAUCUCAACGGUUCUCAUCGCCUUAUGCGCCGAAUACUUUUCUUCAAGCUUCUCAACGCUCAACCAACAAGGCGUCCUCGGUGAAUCCUUCGUCGGUUUAAUUGUCAUUCCCAUCGCCGGAAACGUUGCUGAGAAUGUCACCGCGGUUGUCGUGGCCUCGAAAAACCAGAUGGAUCUUGCCAUCAGUGUUGCUCUUGGAUCAGCCAUUCAAAUCGGUCUUUUGGUUGCACCUGCGAUGGUGCUUAUAGGUUGGGCUCUGGACAAGUCUAUGACCUUACAUUUUGAUGGGUUCGAACUGGUCACACUGAUCGGGGCUGUUCUUCUGGUUGACUUUAUCGUUCUCAAAGGAAAGACCAAUUAUCUGGAGGGCGCUAUCUUAUGCGCCUGCUUUGCAGCUAUUUCGGUUGGCGCAUACUUGUUGCCGCUCACUUGA
Molecule: messenger RNA, 510 nt
Organism: Penicillium digitatum Pd1
Lineage: Eukaryota; Fungi; Ascomycota; Eurotiomycetes; Eurotiales; Aspergillaceae
Source: RefSeq, a predicted model, not a curated record